AAAUCUUGACAGUCCUCCCUCUACCCCUUUCCUUUUCGACUCUGCCUCCCUUCUCCCUUCUUUUCUUCUCUCUUCUCUGUGUUGUCUCUCCGAACUCUGAAACCCCAUUGGCUGCUUCCGGCAUCAGUCAGUGUGUGUGAUUUGGCUUUUGUUUCUAGUCGUGUCGGCCGAAAUGUGGGUUUUGAAUUUGGAACCAAAACUAAUCCAAGUCCGAGAUUUUUGAAUGCUUCCCUUGCACUCUCUUCCUGUGUUUGAGUGCGAGCCAAGAACAGGGGAGGAGUAAGUAAGGCAGGGGGACCCUGAGAAGAUAAGAAGCCAAAAAAAUCGUUCCUUUCACUUCUGGGCAGCUCCGGCGAGGACCGAAAUUAAUUGGGUACUCGCCUGUUCUCCUCCAUUUUUGCUCCUUCUGUCGGUACGGUUUUCUGGGUUGUUCGGUUCUUGGAGUUUGAUCUGAUGGGCGGUGGCCUCGUUUCUUGCUUCCGGUUGGGUCUCCGACAGCAAUGAGGGUGUGAUAGGGAGGGGACCUUUGGAGGGUUUUCAAGAUCUGGCUUAAUCUGUGAGGAUCUUGAGGGCUCGCCUGAACGGCCUGCCGCGUCUCUUGAAUGUCUGCGGAGCUCUUCCUGCUAUUAGGGUUUCCUAUCCGUUUGUGCCAUGACUACCAAACGGGCGUACAAGCUACAGGAGUUUGUAGCACAUUCUGCAUCUGUGAAUUGCCUCAAGAUUGGGAGGAAGUCGUCCCGGGUUCUUGUUACGGGAGGGGAAGAUCACAAAGUUAAUCUUUGGGCCAUCGGGAAACCCAAUGCAAUAUUGAGCUUGUCUGGGCACAGUAGUGGUAUUGAUUCAGUCAGCUUCGAUUCCUCAGAAGUAUUGGUAGCUGCAGGUGCUGCAAGUGGUACCAUCAAGCUUUGGGAUUUAGAGGAGGCAAAAAUUGUUCGUACUUUAACUGGUCACAGAUCUAAUUGUAUAUCUGUGGACUUUCAUCCCUUUGGGGAAUUCUUUGCAUCGGGAUCUCUGGACACGAAUCUGAAAAUAUGGGACAUCAGGAAAAAGGGCUGCAUCCAUACAUAUAAGGGUCACACUCGAGGGGUCAAUGCAAUCAGGUUCACCCCAGAUGGCCGUUGGGUUGUAUCUGGAGGAGAGGACAACAGCGUCAAGCUAUGGGAUCUAACUGCGGGAAAGCUAUUGCAUGAUUUCAAGUGUCACGAGGGUCAGAUUCAGUGCAUAGAUUUUCAUCCCCAUGAGUUUUUGUUGGCAACAGGUUCAUCUGAUCGGACUGUAAAAUUUUGGGACCUUGAGACUUUUGAGCUGAUUGGUUCUGCUGGACCCGAGACCAGUGGAGUUCGUUGUUUGACUUUUAAUCCUGAUGGAAGGACCCUUCUUUGUGGAUUACAUGAAAAUCUUAAGGUUUUCUCUUGGGAACCUGUAAAGUGCCAUGAUGCUGUGGAUGUGGGAUGGUCCAAGCUUUCCGAUCUUAACGUACACGAGGGAAAGCUCCUUGGAUGCUCGUUCAAUCAAAGUUGUGUUGGCGUCUGGGUUGUGGACAUCUCGCGAAUAGAGCCUUAUGCUGUUGGCAGUAAGCGUCUCAAUGCUCAAUCAGAAUCUAAAAGUGCUUCGUCAGGAAGCCUGUCAGUAUUAAAUGAGAACACCGUGAAGCCGAGCUCAGGGAGGCUCUCAGUUUCUGAGAACACUACAAAACCUACUUUGGGGAGGCUCUCAGUUUCUCAAAAUUCAGAUUUGUUGGUUAAGGAAACAAAGUCUGUUGCAAGAUUGUCAGUCUCACAGAAUACAGAUCCUGUUAAGGAGUCAAAAAGUUUGGGAUCAACUGGAAGUGUACCAGGAACUCCUCAAAGGGUCAGCAUACAUGCCAGUCAGAGGGCUGCUCAAGCAAAUUCGGGCACUGUUCCCAGUGUAGCAGCAGCCCCUAAAAGAACCUCCACAAAGUCCCAGUCAUUGAUUAAUUUUCCAACCUAUAACAGAGCAGAUGUUGUGCCUGUUAUUGUCCCAAGAACCGAUUCGAAGCCAGAGAUAGCUUCUGAUUCGAGAAAAGAAACUAGUCUUGCUUCGAGGACAAUGCCCUUUUCUCUUCAGUCAAAGUCUAUGGAGUUGCGGAAGCUCUCCAAUGGAAGUGAUGACUCUGAGCAGCCCACCGUCUCUGGGCAGUCCGAAACCGCGGGUUCUAACUGCAAUGGACCAGGCAGCUUUUCAACUAGGAAGACCCUUGCUCCCAUGAAAGGCCAACAAGAUCAAGGAUUGCCUGAAAGGAGUGCUAAUGAUAAUUGGCCUCCUGUGAUAAUUAAGACCAACGCUAGUACCAUGAUUGAACCUCCUGUUGGUUUGCGGAAUGAGAGUUUUGAGUCUCGGGGCCCAAAAGUAACUAGAGAGCCGAUCGCCACAGAGGGUCAAAGGGGAGGGAGGAUGCGUUCUCUCGCCAUUAAUUGGGAGAAACGAGAUAGACUUGAUCCCGAUGGUCCUACUUCAAAUAUUUCUGCUCGGGCUGGGUCAGCUGUUAAUAUGCUUCCUUUUAGCACGAGGGGCCGAUUGCCAUCAGUCGAAAAAGAAACACCUGCCAGUGACGAGGAUGCUGUUGCAGAUGUGAUGGAACAGCACGAUCAGUUUGUGAGCUCUAUGUAUGCUCGUUUAGCCAAGUUACAGGUAAUCCGUGGAUCUUGGGAUAGAAGAGACAUAAAAGGAGCCAUUGGUAUCAUGGAAAAAAUGUCUGAUCGUCACGUCCUUGCGGAUGUAGUCACCAUUCUGACGGAGAAAAUUGACAUGGUAACUUUGGAUGUUUUCACAUGUCUUCUACCACUCCUCGCUGGACUUCUUGAGAGUGACAUGGAUCGGCAUCUGUGCAUCUCUUUGGAGAUUCUUCUCAAGUUGGUCAGAGUAUUCGGCUCCAUGAUUUAUUCAGCAGUAUCAGCACAGACCCCUGUCGGUGUCGAUAUCGAAGCCGAACAAAGGUUGGAACGGUACAGUCUCUGCCACACAGAGCUUGAAAAGGUCAAACGCUGCUUGCCUUCUCUCACCAGAAGAGGUGGAUCAGUGGCGAAAUCUGCACACGAACUGAGUCUAGCUUUUCAAGCAGUUUCAUGAGUCUCAGAAGAUCUUCCGGUUCAAAGCAAAUUCAUUCUCAGGGUUUGUGUACAGUAUUUCUCUGCCGUGUUGCUUAGAAUCUCCUCUAUCGGUGGACACGACUACUGCCCUGAUAUAGACUUCCUCUUAACUUCAAAGGGAAAAAGACUAAUCAGGCAUCUCCUCCUUCCUGCUCUUGGGUCGUCAGUUUGUUUAGGCUCGGGAUGUUUUGGCAGAGAGAGGUGUGCAGUUACUGAGCUAACCCCCUCCUGGCACAUGGAGCUUGUGCUGUAUUUUCUCCUUUUGUUUUGAGAUACGAGUGGAGCGUGUAUUUAAGUGAUGAUUAUUGUUAUUUUUUAGGACACAGAAAUUUCGAAAUGAUCCCGCAAAAUGAGAAAUGAAUGGACCUCUAUAAUCUUUUGGGAGGAGUGAAAUUGUAAAGGCUGCAGUUUCUUUCUCUAGUGAUGUAUGCUGUGAGGCUUCCUUUUUCUCUCGUUCAACAUUUGAUUAAGAGUUCGGUAUAUGGAAGACCCUUUUGGAACAA
Molecule: messenger RNA, 3613 nt
Organism: Punica granatum (pomegranate)
Lineage: Eukaryota; Viridiplantae; Streptophyta; Magnoliopsida; Myrtales; Lythraceae
Source: RefSeq, a predicted model, not a curated record